This is a messenger RNA of Capsaspora owczarzaki ATCC 30864, 4412 nucleotides long. Its product is annotated as ubiquitin ligase. Gene Ontology annotation, molecular function: ubiquitin-protein transferase activity; protein binding. The coding region runs from base 240 to 4265 and encodes 1341 amino acids. The record is from RefSeq and is a predicted model, not a curated record. The transcript is spliced from 6 exons. NCBI's taxonomy places the organism in Eukaryota, Filasterea, Ministeriida, Capsasporidae.
UGAGCAAUCAAAGUGAUUUGGGCUGGCUCGCGCCCUGGCCUGCUGCCGAGGCCGCACCGUCCUCUCCAUCAUCAUCAUCAGCGACGUCGUCGUCACUGGCAGCAGCGCCACCAUCGGACGCGUCUCAUUCGCUGUCAUCCGCUGCCGCACCAGAGCCGCAGCCGCCGUCGCGCUCGCCGUUCGAAGCCAAUCCCUUCGCCACCGACGCGUCGCUCGCUGCUGAUGACGCAGCGACGGCAAUGGCGCCGUGGGAUCCGUUCGGUCUGAGCCCGUCGCCUUCGCACGAUUUCCUGCACCACGACCAAAGCCACGAGCUGAACCAGCAGGGCCACCUCGCGCCGGCCAGCCAGUCGCUUGCGCCCGCGUCUGCUGGCUCAUCGACCUAUGUGUCUGCGGCGUCGUCGCCGGCGCCGGGCGGUGCGAACGCGUCAUCGUCGUCGUUGCCUUCACUUCCGCCAUCCAGCUUAACGUUCGACAACGCUCACCUCGAGCACUUUCCAGCACCCACUGACUUUGCCAGUCGCGUCCCACACGGGACGAACAUCCAAGCGUACUUGGGUGAGAAGCUGCUCGAGCUGUCCGUCACCAACGACCGCUUCGCUUCCAUCCCAGAGGCUGCGUUCCACUUUGGCUUCCAGCGCUUGACGCGUCUCAACCUGUCGAGCAACCACCUUGUGAGUGUUCCCGAUAGUAUUCGCAACUUGGGCUCGCUCGAACGCCUCAAUCUGUCCGACAAUGCCAUCGUCGAGCUGGGCGAGUCGGUUGGCCGAUUGUCCCGGCUGACCCAGCUCAUCAUCAGCGGCAAUCGCCUGCGCAAGCUGCCUGCCGAUAUUUGCUGCUGCACACAGCUUGUCGUCCUCAACGCGUCGGCAAAUCAGCUGUCCGAGCUGCCGCAGCUCUUCUUCACCUUCCUACACAACCUCCAGUCGCUCCAGCUCCAACACAACGCCCUCCAUUCGCUGCCUCAAAACAUCAACAAGCUGGAACAGCUGACGCACCUGGAUUUGUCGGACAACAUGCUGCAGGAUGUGCCAGCAGAGCUUGGCCUCUUGACGCGUUUGCAGUUUGUCUCGGUGGCUCGGAAUGCCAUGACAACCCUGCCGCCCUCGCUCAUCCAGCUCCAGCGUCGGAUAGAAAUGUUGGAUACCUCUGGCAACCCCCUGCAGGGCAAUGACGCGUUCGUUGCUUUUGAUGCGCCCCAAUCUGGAGUGCUGGAGCCAACCGUCGCGAGCCGAAACCAAAACGGGCAAAACGGCGUGCAUCCGCCUUCCACGUCGUCGUCAAGUGCAGCACCGGUUCCCGCCCCCUCCUCCACGCCGCUGGUCUUUGAUGACAACGACAUGGAUCACCUGGGACUGCCUCCGGCUCCCCGCGACGAUGCUCCGCCGUCCAUCAAUGGGCCGCGCGGCGAGCGUGCUCUGCACAUGCGCGUUGUGAGCGCCCACCUCAGUGGCACGAGUUUUCGUCUCUUCCAGCCCCGAGCCUUUGUCGAAGUUACUCUGCACAAUCCGUCUGCGGGCCCUCAAAAGCAGACCACCUCCGUUGCGUCGCAGGGCUUGAAGCCGGUCUGGAACAGUGAUUUUGUGUUUACCGUGUCUGACAGCACCACUGUCACCUUUGUCGUGCAAAACAAGAUGCUUGGCACGUCGAUGCUAGGAUCAACGUCUCUCGCCGUGAUGGACAUUCCUCCAGGCCACGAAGCGCCUCAUGAAAUCAUCCGCGACCUGCGGGAUCGCUCUCUGAGCUCUGUUUCGCCCGGCCAGCUCACUCUGUCGUGCAUCUUGUUGCCCCUCGGUCAGCCUUUUGUCUGGCCCGAUCGGCUGGCAGCCGAACACUCUGCCGCGCCUUCUGCCGCCGUUCCUGCCGCUGGGCUUGCUGCCACACCAUCCUCCUCACAAGCCCGUGCUCGGCCAGUUUCAAUGGUGGUGGCUCCGUCCACGCGUCCGACAGAUUCGAGGCGAACCAGUGUUGGGGCCAGCUCGCGCCCGGCAUCUGCUGUCUCUCAAAGUUCGGCCGUCAGCGCUGGCACCGUCGCAUCAACGUCGGCCGCUCCCCCGCCGGAUGCUUCGCAAUUCCCUUCGCCCGCGAGCCGUCCAGGGCUUCCGCCAGGCUGGGAGAUGCGGGUAGAUGCUCAAGGCCGCCCAUACUAUGUCGAUCACACGACCCGCACAACCUCGUGGGAGCGCCCGCUUUGGGACUACUCUACUGGUGCUGCUGCUGCUGCUGCACCGGCGCCACAUGUUGGCACCGGUCAGGCAUCGGCCGCUGCCCAUCCCGCUCUUACAACACCCGCUCGCCCUCCACCACCGAAUGCAGCUGCUUUGUCUGCAGUCAAUGCUGCCAGUGCUGCUGCCCCGUCUUCCACCACCACCACCACCACUACCACCGCCGCCGCUGCAGCCGCGGCACCUCUCCCGCCAGGAUGGGAAGAGCGUGUCGAUCCGCAAGGCCGCGUCUUUUACGUGGACCACAACUCUCGCACAACCAGCUGGGCACGACCCUCGGCUCAGUCUGUGGCCGAGUACAACCGCUGGCAAGAAUCGCAGCAAGCAAUCAUGUCUCAGGCUCGCGAGCAGUUUUCACACCGUACGCUUGGCGCCUCGCCCAAUCCCUCGUCUCAGAGCCAACAACAACAACAACAACAACAUGCAGGGACAUCGUCUUCAAGCGCUCCGAUGCCAGUUGCUGGCGCCACCACUGCCCCAGGCAGCGAGACUGCGCCGGUCGCUGCAUCACCCUCCGCUGCAUCGCCUUCCGCUGCAUCAACGGGCACUGCUGCAGGCACAAAUACCAAUCCUCUGCCUCAUGGUUGGGAGCAGCGCACGAGCCCGACUGGUCGCGUCUAUUUCGUCAACCACAGUACCCGCGUGACACAAUGGGAGGAUCCGCGGCUCUCUCAGCAACAGCAGCAGAUGGCCAUGUUGCAGUUCUUUAACAGCAUGAUUCCCGCUCUGGAGGUGUCCACGCUGCCCUUCCCGCCCAAUUGGGAGCAGCGAUUCACCAACGACGGACGGCCGUACUAUGUCGAUCACUCGACGCGCUCAACUACGUUUGAGGAUCCUCGACCAAAGUUCUACCAACCCACCGGCGAGGCAAGCGCGACAACUGCGCCCCAAUACGAACGACAGUUCCGAAUGAAACACACUGGCUUCCGCAGCCGGUUGCAGAGCCUUGCCUUCCCUGGCGAAUGCCGUCUAUUCAUGUCGCGAGAGCGACUCUUUGAUGAUUCCUUCAAUCAGGUCAUGGCCCAGCCUCCGUUCGAGCUUCGUCGUCGGCUCAUGGUCAAGUUCCACGGCGAAGAGGGUCUUGAUUACGGUGGCCCUGCGCGCGAAUGGUUCUUCCUCUUGUCCCACGAUAUGUUAAAUCCCAACUACUGUUUGUUCCGCUAUGCUGCCAGCAACAACUACACGCUGCAAAUCAACCCCGACUCUGGUAUCAACCCAGAGCAUCUCGAGUACUUCCGAUUUAUUGGCCGAGUGGUCGGCAUGGCUGUCUUCCAUGGCAAAUUUAUUGAUAAUGGCUUUUCGCUUGCCUUCUACAAGAUGAUGCUGGAUCGGCCCGUUGUGCUUGCAGACAUGGAGGCGGAAGACGUCGAGUAUUACAAUUCGUUGCGGUGGAUUUUGGAUAACGACAUUGACAACGCCGACUACGACCUUGAUUUGAGCUUCACGGUUGAUCAUGAAUCCUUUGGUGUCGUUAACACUGUCGAAUUGCGUGAGAAUGGCGCCCAAACCCGAGUAACAGAAGAAAACAAGAAGGAGUACAUUCAAGCCAUGGUUGACUGGAGAGUGCGCCGAGGAAUCAAAGACCAAUUCCAGUCGUUCAUGUUUGGAUUCAAUGAGAUCAUCCCGCCUCAGCUUUUGGGCAUCUUUGACGAGAAAGAGUUGGAACUGCUUAUCUGCGGUUUGAAUGAGCUGGACGUUGCUGAUUGGGAAGCCAACACCAUCUACCGUUCGUACACGCCAACAAGCAAACAAGUCAAGUGGUUCUGGCAGGCUGUGCGGUCGUUUGAUGCCGAGACGAAAGCGCGUCUUCUCCAGUUUGUCACAGGCACAUCUCGGGUUCCCAUGGGCGGAUUUAAGGACUUGCAAGGUGCCAACGGUCCUCAAAAGUUCUGCAUCGAAAAGACCGGAUCGCCGGAUUCGCUUCCCCGCAGUCACUCGUGCUUCCAUCGCCUCGAUCUGCCUGCGUACAGGACUUACGAGCAGCUCGUGUCCAAACUCCGAUUUGCUAUCGACGAGACUAGCGGAUUUGGCAUCGAAUAGUGGAGCAUUCCAUUUGCUGUGACAGAUGUGGAUUGAACAACAUGGAUUGGCCAUGGCUCUGCGUGAUGUUGUAUUUCUAUUGUUGCAAGAAUGUGGUUAUUUUUUUUUCUCUUUUCGUUUGCUGUUCAAAAUUCAAGGCGAGCAACC